Messenger RNA from Aegilops tauschii subsp. strangulata, 3674 nucleotides. Its product is annotated as subtilisin-like protease SBT5.3. Gene Ontology annotation, biological process: proteolysis. Gene Ontology annotation, molecular function: serine-type endopeptidase activity. Lineage: Eukaryota; Viridiplantae; Streptophyta; Magnoliopsida; Poales; Poaceae. The record is from RefSeq and is a predicted model, not a curated record.
AUGGCGGGCCGGGCGCUGCUCAUCCUCGCCGCCGUCCUCCUCCUGUGCGCCGCCGAGUGCCGCCUCGUCCACGCAUGGAAGAGGUCGUACGUGGUGUACCUGGGAGCGCACCCUUAUGGCCGCGAGGCCACGACGGAGGACCACGCGCGCGCCACCGAGUCGCACCACGAGCUCCUCGCUUCCGUCGUCGGGAGCAAGCAGGCGGCGAGGGACGCCAUCUUCUACUCCUACACCAAGAACAUCAAUGGCUUCGCCGCCUAUCUCGAGGAGGAGGUGGCCACCCAGAUGGCAAAGCACCCGGAUGUGCUGACGGUGAUGCCGAGCAAGAUGAUGAAGCUGCACACGACCAGGUCCUGGGGCUUCAUGGACAUGGAGAGGGGCGGCCAGGUGCUCCCGGACUCCAUCUGGAAGCACGGCAAGUUCGGCCAGAACGUCAUCAUCGCCAGCCUCGACAGCGGCGUCUGGCCGGAAUCCAACAGCUUCAACGACGAGGGCAUGGCCCCGGUGCCCAAGCGCUGGAAGGGCUCCUGCACCGACACCGCCAAGUACGGGGUGCCCUGCAACAAGAAGCUCAUCGGCGCCAAGUACUUCAACAAGGACAUGCUGCUGUCGCACCCGGCGGUGGUGGACCGCAACUGGACGCGCGACACCGAGGGCCACGGCACGCACACGCUCUCCACCGCCGCCGGCCGCUUCGUGCCGCGCGCCAGCCUCUUCGGCUACGCCAACGGCACCGCCAAGGGCGGCGCCCCGCGCGCCCGCGUCGCCGUCUACAAGGUCUGCUGGACCGGGGAGUGCGCCACCGCCGACGUCAUCGCCGGCUUCGAGGCCGCCGUCCACGACGGCGCCGACGUCAUCACCGUCUCCUUCGGCGUCGACGCGCCCCUCGCCGAUGCCAGCUCCUACUUCCACGAGGCCGUCACCCUCGGCUCCCUCCACGCCACCAUCCACGGCGUCGCCGUCGUCUGCUCCGGGGGGAACGCCGGGCCCUUCGAGGACACCGUCGUCAACUCCGCGCCAUGGGUCACCACCGUCGCCGCCAGCACCGUCGACAGGGACUUUCCCGACCAGCUCACCCUCGGCAACAACGCCACGAUGAGGGGGAUAAGCCUUGAGGCAUCCGACCUUCACUCCAACAAGCUCUUCCCGCUCAUCAACGGAAGCAGCGCCGCGCUCCCCAACUGCACCGUCAACCUUGCCACAAACUGCGCCACGGGCUGCCUUGACCCGGCCAAGGUCAAGGGCAAGAUCGUCGUGUGCGUCCGCGGUGGGGAUGUCCCGCGGGUCAUGAUGGGGAUGACCGUCCUCAACGCCGGCGGCGUCGGGAUGAUCCUUGCCAAUGGCGAGAUGGAUGGCAACGACAUCCAAGCCGACCCGCACGUGCUCCCGGCCACAAUGAUCACCUACACCGAGGCCGUCUCGCUCUACAACUACAUGUCGUCCACCCCGGAGCCGGCGGCCAACAUCUCGCCGUCCAAAACGGAGCUCGGCGUCAAGAACUCGCCAUCCAUCGCCGCCUUCUCCGCUCACGGGCCCAGCGGCACGCUGCCCUACGUCCUCAAGCCGGACGUCGCCGCGCCGGGGGUGGACAUCCUCGCCGCCUUCACGGAGUACGUCAGCCCCACGGAGGUGGCCGCCGACAAGCGCCGCUCCGAGUAUGCCAUCAUGUCCGGCACGUCCAUGGCGUGCCCUCACGUCUCCGGUGUCAUGGGCCUCCUCAAGGCGGCGCACCCCAACUGGAGCCCCGCUAUGAUGCGAUCCGCGGUCAUGACCACCGCGCGCACCCAGGACAACACCGGCGCGCCUAUGCGCGAGAUGGACGGCAAGGAGGCCACCCCGUUCGCCUACGGCUCCGGCAACGUGCACCCGAACCGCGCCGUUGACCCGGGCCUCGUCUACGACAUCACCCCCAACGGCUACUUCACCUUCCUCUGCUCCCUCGGCUUCUCCACCAAGGACCUGAGCAGGCUCAGCUCCGGCAAGUUUACAUGCCCGGCCAAGCCGCCCCCGAUGGAGGACCUCAACUACCCAUCCAUUGCGGUGCCGGCGCUGCGCCACAGGAUGACGAUCAAGAGGCGGCUCAAGAACGUGGGCCGGCCCGGGACGUACCGCGCAUCGUGGCGCGCGCCUUUCGGGGUCAACAUGACCGUUGACCCGACGGUGCUCAUAUUCGAGAAGGCCGGCGAGGAGAAGGAGUUCAAGGUGAAGGUGGCGUCGGAAAAGGACAAACUCGGGAGGGGCUACGUCUUUGGGAAGCUCGUCUGGUCUGAUGGGACCCACUAUGUGAGGAGCCCCAUCGUGGUAAAUGCCCUGGAUUGAGAUUUUCAUUUUUGUGGUGUGUAGCCCAAGGGAAGGAAGUGUCAGGAGUUUAGGAAUUUUCUUUUUUAGUUUACUGAGAAUGAGAUGAGUUUAUAGGUUUUAGCUCUCCUGGUUGCUAAUAAAUAAACGCUGAAUCUAUUUUGGCUCUAGAGUGUAAAUAAAGUGCAAAGUUUUCUUUCUUGUAAAUUCCCCCUUUCUAGAUAUUGUGGUUGAUGGAAUUUUCUUUAUGUGUUCUCCUCUAAUUCGGUUUCAAUUGAAAAUAUUAUUCAUAAUGAAAACUUUAAAUUGUCACUUCAUUAUAUUUAACGAAACAAUGCUCUAUAUUUACAGAAAUACUAACUGACGAACAUUCCAUGGGAAGGGAAUAUUUUGUAUGUUGGUGCUUAAAAUAGAGAAUAUAUAUGAAGGAUAUCAAGCCCAAAAGCCUAUUGAACGAGCAUACCCUAAAAAGGUUAACAAACAAAUUGUCAUCAAACGUGCUAUUGAAAUAGCAUACUCUAAAAAGGUUAACAAACAAAUUACCAUUGAACGCCAUGUUCGAAAUGGAAAAAGAAGGGACCUAUGUCUGCAGUAUAUGUUAGGCUGCAAUACUCUUUGGACUCUUAUCUUUUCAUGCCUCCCAAGUUUAUGACGAUGAUCAUUUGUUUUGAGAGCAUUGACGGGGCUAGCGGUCAUAAUUGUUGGGAUAUGCGGUAUGCAGGAAGGUCUCUUUGCAACAUUGUGACUGAGAAUUCAGACAUGUGAGGUCAUAGGUGAGACGAUGAUGAUGCCACAGCUGCAGGCGCUUAGGGGGUGAUUUGUCUGUGUGUUGUACUUGGUAGGCUUUCCGACAUGGCUUGGUUUGGCUGUAAUAUCUGUUUAUCGGUAGGUAUGUUGUGAGGUGUUUCACACGUUUUUCUCAAAUAUAACCGGGCCUUGUAGGGUUUUCCAGCCAAGUUUUUCUUGUAAACGGAUCAUUUCUCCCUUAGAUUGAUUUUCUGAAAUUUCUUUGGCGAUAAAUAACUCAUCAAUGGUUGUUCCGUCAAAAAGGAAUUUAUCCGAGUACACGGGUCUUGAUGAUCCUAAGCUUGCCGAAACUGUUAUCACAAGAAUGUAUUGUGUCCCCAAGCAUCCUGCAUUCUCCACGCUUCCCAAAUUGAGCACCUUAAUUAUUAUAACUGAGAUGGUAAUACUAAUUAACUCGACUGGAUGUGCAAGCAAAAUGCUGCUUUAUUUCUUGUGACCCGACUUGCUGCAAUACAAUCUAAUUAAUUAAUUAAUUAAACUCGAAUGCCAAAUUGUUGAAUCGAGGGACCCUGCGUAGCAACGGUUGGAUGGGGACACGAAUGGCAGUCGUACCCAGUCGACGGGGGCAC